Molecule: messenger RNA, 3813 nt
Organism: Amyelois transitella
Lineage: Eukaryota; Metazoa; Arthropoda; Insecta; Lepidoptera; Pyralidae
Product: zinc finger and BTB domain-containing protein 11-like
Exons: 3
Coding region: 258-1610 (450 amino acids)
Biological process (GO): regulation of transcription by RNA polymerase II
Cellular component (GO): chromosome
Molecular function (GO): chromatin insulator sequence binding
Source: RefSeq, a predicted model, not a curated record
UUGAGUGGGAAAUGGUCUAUUCUCGAAGGAAAUGGUUUUAGGAAAUAGUACAAUACAAUAUCUUUGGUCAUUGAAAACACAAACUAAAUAGAGAUAAUUGGAAAUGGAAUUCGCUUUUCAUUUGCUUUGCUCUUUGCUUAUAUCGUUUCUUUCAAUUUCUAAGUAGUUCUAAAUAUCUUACUUAGCUAAAUGAUGUAAGAUAACGACUAUUUAUUGAAUUUUAAUUUACAAUCAAUUACAUUUGAAAUAAAUAAACAAUGUCGAUGUUCCGAACAUGUAUGGAUACUCAGAGAAUUCCCAAGAGGAAAAAACAAGCUGGAGAUUUAUAUAGCUGUGAAAUCUGCGAAGAAGGAGCUUGGAUGAGCGAAACUGAAGUGGAGAUUCACAAGAAAUACAAACAUGAUAAGCAUAUUUUAAAAACAAUUAAAGACGGUCAAUUCGUUUGUUCGAUCUGUGUUAAGGAGCACAAAAAUGAAAUUUCUCUGCUACAACACAUUAAGACUGUUCAUUUGCUGAGCUCAGAACAUGCUGAAUGCGUUGAGAGACAAAUCUUCAUAUGCGAUGUCUGCUGCAAGAUAUUUUUCAACAAAUACCUCCUAGAACUGCACAUUACACGGAAACACAAUUGUUUGAUUUCCAAAGACCAUAGACUCGAAUGUCCGAAAUGUCAAAGGCGAUUUAAUAGAUAUGGCAUGUGGGGACAUAUGGAAUACCAUCAGAUAUCAAGCGUCUCGACCUGCCCCAUCUGUCUAGACAAAUUCCCGAAUAGAAAAGAACUGAGUGAUCACAUACGGAAGCAUAUUAGAUAUCUGUCUUGCGAUCUUUGCCCGUUCUCGACGAAAUUAGAGGAGAAAUUUUACAAGCACUUGAAGAACCACAGAACGGGUCUCGCUAAGAGCGAUGAGGAUUUAACGAAGUAUUUCGUUCCAAAAUUCAAAACGAAACAAGCGUACAAGUAUGUUAUACAGAACGUCACGAGGGGAUUAACUCUGACAGAUAAUGUUCACAUUUGUAUCGUGUGUCGCAGAAUAUGUGUUGAUUUGAAAGAAAUGCGAUCACAUUUGAGCGAGGGACAUAAUGCGUGUGUGGAUGAUAGGAACAAGAAGAAAGCUCAUGUGUGCGUUUGUGGUCAGAACUUUUUUAACAAUGUAUUACUGAAACAGCACGUUUUCAAGGAGAAGGGGAAUCAUCGCGUUUUAGAUGAAUGCAACGUAGAAGUGGUAAACCAGCCUAGUACUUUGACAGUACAAUUAGAACCAGAGUGUGUGUCAAUGGUAGAACCGGAGAGUGGGACUUGUAUUGACGUUUCCGAACCAGACUGUGGGACUCGUGUUACCGUUUCUGAAUCAUACCGUGGGACCAUUUCUGAACCGGACAGUGGGACUUGUGGGACCAUUUCUGAACCGGACAGUGGGACUUGUGGGACCGUUUCUGAACCGCAAUGUGGGACCAGUGAGGAAGAGUCAUAUCCCAGGAUUGAGAUUCUCGUGGCGGAAUUGGACCCAGAAUGUGAGUCUCGUGUGGCAAGUGAAGAUGAAUGUAGGCCUUGUGUGACAGACACUGAAAUGGAGGUUGAUACAAAUGUGACAGAAUCACAUAAUGAGGCGUAGUUAGAAAUGUGCUUCAGAAGCAUACAAAUAAUAAAAUGUAAGGUAACAGAGAGCCAUUCAUAUACAUAUAUAGUCACGUCUUUAUCCCUGACGGGGUAGGCAGAGCCCACUAUUUCGAAGUCUGGAUGACGUUCAGCUGCAAUUACUGAUGGAAUUGAAAUUUAGAUAAUGACAGGUUGACAGGCUAGCCCAUCGCCUAAGAAGAAUAGAAUAGAUUUAUUUUCAAAAUUGGAUAUAAGGUAUCACUUAUUGACGUCACAUAACUUAAAUCUAAUUAUAACUACUACCGCUUCCAAAGCGCAUGUGUAGAAGAAGCGGCGGAACAAACUACACUGCAGCAUUUUUAUCGGACUUCAAUUUACAAAUAUAGAUCUCUUAAAUCUAAAUCGUGGACGAGCAACACAUUGCCUACAUUAAAAAACAUGAAUGAAUGUAGAACUAAUUAUGUCAAUACGAAUAUUUCGUCAAAUAAAAUAAAAAUAAAGAUAAAAUAAAAUAUGUACAUACUGUACAAAUUAUGUCAAGACCAUGUCAAAAAUACACAAGCAUUUAAGAGGCCAUUGUGUCAAGCGCUCUCGAAUCUCAAGUUUAUAAGCCGUUCCCUUAUUCGCCUAUUACGACAUCCAUGGGAAAGAGAUGGAGUGGUUCUUUUCCAAAGUGCCUUCUAUAGUCUCAUGUUGUCAAUUGAACUGGAAUCUGAGAUAAGGUGGAAGUAUACUAAAUCGAAAAUUAUCGAGGCGUAGUAAGAAAGAGUAUGUUAUCACUGGCAAAGAAACACAAGUACUCAAUCCCCGUAGUAUGACAGCGCGACGCUGUUUCUAUCGCGCGAAAAACGAACGCUGUUUCGCUUUUUUAUUCGUUAUGUGGCGAAAUCUAUACCUACGCCAAAAGGCACAAAAAUAAAAAAAUAAAUUCACGCGAUGCUAUCAGACAAAAACAGCGAACAACCUAAAUCGCGCAAGCAAAGAGAUCACGGAUUGGAGCUGUAUAUACAACCUCCGACACAAAAUCGUCGGAGCCGCGGUUCCCCAGGCAUAAUGAUAUUAAUAAUUUUAGACAAAUUGUAAAUACAAGGCCAUGAGCUACCCGCAACAAAGUACAAAUACUUCCACAGAGUAAUUCAAACCUUGUGUCAUAUAGUCGAACAAUAUAUGUGUUGGGACCAAAACUAUACAAUAAUCUACCCGACAGUAUUAAAGAUCAGAAUAUCAAACAAUUCAAGGCUAGAUUACAAAAAAAUUUAAUUGAAAAAUGUUAUUAUUCAUUAGAGGAAUUUUUUAAAUGAUAAAAUUAUGUAAUAAAUGUAGCAAUGAUAUUUUAUUUUUAUGACAUUUGGAAGUAUUUCAUUGACUGUAUCAUAUUUAAUUUGACAUUUAAUGAAUUUGACUUAAUUUUUUUCAAUUUAAUUAAUUUAUAUUUUUUUAUUAAUAUUAUAAUUAGACAAACUUAUUACUAUUAUUUGACAUUAUUAAGGUAAAAUGAUAACAAUUAGACAGAGCCUAUAUACGCUGCUUAUUUAAGAUAUACCUAUGUACAUUAUUCCGACGCCUUCAAAGGUAGAAUGUGUGUUAACAGAAACUGUGCUUGAAUACUUGAGACCUUUGUAUAUUGUGAACAUAUUCAAGGAAUAAAUAAAUGAUUAAACACCUAGCCUGGCGGAAGAUCUUCCCUUUGGUGGCGGUCGAGCCGAAUCAUCGCUCCCGCUACAGUUACAUACCCACAUAUAAUCACGUCUAUAUCCCUUGCGGGGUAGACAGAGUCAACAGUCUCUAAAAGACCAAAGGCCACGUUCAGCUGUAACAUCUUAAUGAUAGCAUCAAGAUUCAUAUAGUGACAUGUUGCUGGCCCGUCGCCUAAAAGAAUAUCCCUUAAUCGGAUUUUACGACACCCAUGGGAAAGAGAUGGAGUUGUCCUAUUCUUUUAUCUACUUGUGCCGGGAACCACACGGCACUUAUUAUUUGUUAUUUACGUGGAACGGGACAGUUAGAUAAUUUUUCGCGCGAUAAAUACGGCGUCGCGCGUGUAGCUGCUGGGGCAGAAAAGCAACGGUUCCGGCAUGUUCUUUUAUUUAAAUUAAUCGUUAUUUUUAAUUGUAUAAAAUUAUUGUGUUUAAUAUAAUAUAAUUCUAUUCUAACUUAUGGUGUAUCAUUUUAUAAUUCGAGUAAAAUUUUAACAUCAUUUUAUAUUACGGCGGAUAAAAAAA